GGAGCAGGUUAUAGGAUACUUUUUAUAGCGAAAAUAAAAUCAGAAGGGGGUGAAAUGGGGGUUAAAAGUUUGUAUGGAAAGUCCUCCAUUUUUAGAGUUACAGUUAUAAAAAAUUGUACAUAAAUCAUGAAAAAUAUGCAAAAUGUAAUGUGAUACAAGAUUUUUUUAAAUUCAAACCUUGGAGGGCUAAAACGGGUUGAAAUUUGUAAAAAAAUAAAAAUCAGUCAUUUAACAAGUUAUAUUUAUAAUAGGGGUUAAAUUUAACAAACUCUAUCAGAUGUUAAUGAUAACAACCAGGACGGCUUACGGUAAGUGUAUGGGCUGAAUAAAAUAAAACAUGCUGAAUCGUAAUCUGCUUGAUUUACUGAAUUCAAAAUUGUAAACACUCGAAUCGAAUUAUGCACACUCAAUACCCCACAGCGCCUGUUGAUCAUGAUUCAUGACGUGCUGCGAUUUCCUCGAAAAAAAUCUAACCCUUAUCAAUAACAACAUUUGGUUCCAAUUUUCCCUUAUCAAUAACAACAUUUAGUUAAUUUUUAACCGACUUCCAAAAAGGAGGAGGUUCUACGUUCGGCUGUAUGUAUGUUUUUUUUUUUUUUUUUUUUUUUUUUUUUUUUUUUUUUUUUUUUUUUUUUUUUUUUUUAUGUAUGUCCAGCGAUAAUUCCGUCAUUUUUGGACCGAUUUUGAAAAUUCUUUUUUAGGUAUACAUAAACAUUAGAUGCAGUUACGGGUUAAACCUUUGCAAAUUUUCAACGCUCAUAUGUAAAUUAUAAUGAAAAGGUGUUUUAUGUUAUGAACAAAGUUACGGUCGCUUUGUAAUCAGGAUAACGCAAAUAUAACAAUAUACCUAUAUGCAGCAUGUACGUAGGUACCUGUAUGUGCACUGGAUUAUUAUAAUAGCAAGAUGUUUUCCACUUUCUGCAUUCUAUAUCCGUACACAAUUGCACCGAUACGCAAAAAUAGUUUUUGUUUCAAAGUUUCAAUUUCACAAUGCAAUAUGGAACCUCAAUGUCAGGUGCGACAAUUUCCUAAUGGAUUUAGUUUUGGGACCUCUACAUCAUCCUAUCAAAUAGAAGGAGCUUGGGAUGCUGACGGAAAAACUGAAAAUAUUUGGGAUCACAUGACUCAUUCGCGGCCAUACUUGAUUAGAGACGGUUCGACUGGGGACAUCGCUGACAACUCAUACUACAUGUACAAAAGAGACGUGGAGAUGCUAAGAGAGCUAGGUGUUGACAUCUACAGGUUCUCUCUCUCGUGGACAAGAAUACUGCCUACCAGUUUUCCAGACAAAAUAAACGAAGCCGGAGUAGAAUAUUACAACAACUUGAUAAAUGAAUUACUUAUGUACAACAUCGAACCCGUGGUCACAGUGUUCCAUUGGGACUUGCCCCAGAAACUUCAAGAACUAGGCGGGUGGGCGAACCCUUAUAUUGUAGAAUGGUAUGCAGAUUAUGCAAGAACAGUAUUCACAUUGUUUGGAGAUCGAGUAAAAUAUUGGAUCACUAUUAACGAACCGCAUCAGGUGUGCCAUUAUUCGUACGGAAACUCGUUCUUAGCUCCUGCAUUGGAUAUUAAGGGAGUACCUGAAUAUCUCUGUGCUAAAAAUUUGCUUUUAGCACACGCGACCGCUUAUCACAUAUACGACCAAGAUUUUCGACCAGAGCAAAAUGGAAAAAUAUUUAUUUCGUGUAGCGCUCAAUGGUAUGAACCAUUGACAGAAAGUGACGCCGAAGCGGCCGAUGAAGCAAAUCAAUUUGAGUGGAAACAAUAUUCCCACCCAAUAUUUUCAAAAACUGGAGACUUUCCACCGGCGAUGAAAAAACGAAUAGCAGCAAGGAGCGCUGAACAAGGGUUCUUCAGAUCUAGACUGCCUGAAUUCACACAAGACGAAAUUGAAUGCAUUCGUGGAAGUUCAGACAUUUUCGGAUUGAAUCAUUAUUUUAGCUAUUAUGUUAAUAGAAAUGAUUCUGUUAAUGGAUACUAUGAAUCUCCUUCAUUCAAUGAUGACCUGUCGGUGUUUUACACCUUGUUACCAGAAUGGAACCUUGGCGAAUCAGACUAUAUGAAGUCUGUUCCAUGGGGGUUUUACAAGUUGUUAACAGAAAUAAGGGAGGAGUACGGAAACCCGACUGUUUUCAUCACUGAAAAUGGUUUUCCGACCCGCGGCGGCUUGGACGACGACGUGCGCAUUACUUACUUCACAGAGUAUUUAUCCGCCAUGUUGGAUGCCAUGGAGGAAGGCUCUGAUGUGAGAUCUUACAGCGCUUGGAGCCUAAUGGACAACUUUGAAUGGUCGAGCGGGUUCACUGAAAAGUUCGGGCUUUACGAAGUGGACCACAACUCGCCGCUACGUACGCGCACUCCGCGCAAAUCCGCCUAUUUCAUGGGAGAAAUAUUCCGAACACACAAACUGACGCGUUGUCUCAAUAACACACAAACACCUUACCUUUAAUCAAUACAUAUAAUAAAUAAAUUUGAAGUGUC
This is a messenger RNA of Bicyclus anynana (squinting bush brown), 2484 nucleotides long. Its product is annotated as myrosinase 1-like. The transcript has 6 exons. Gene Ontology annotation, molecular function: beta-glucosidase activity. Gene Ontology annotation, biological process: carbohydrate metabolic process. The record is from RefSeq and is a predicted model, not a curated record. Lineage: Eukaryota; Metazoa; Arthropoda; Insecta; Lepidoptera; Nymphalidae. Bases 905 to 2452 code for a protein of 515 amino acids.